AUGGCCCGGCCCGCUCUCGUUCUUUUUUCCUGCAUCGUCACCUUUUCACUCUCGCUUCUUCCUUGCGCUUCCCUCUCGCAGGACGGCGUAAUUCUUCUUAAAAUGAAAAAGGAAUAUUGCAGCGAUACUGAAGCUUUGAACGAUUGGAAUGAAUCUGAUCAAAAUCCGUGUGCUUGGAGUAGAAUCUCUUGUGAUACAUUCAACUGCGUUACCAAAGUUAAUCUAUCGGGUUCUUUUAUUUCUGGGAACUUGACUUCGGCUCUAUGUAGCCUUCCUAAUCUCACGACGUUGAUUCUCUCAUACAAUGAAUUCGGCGGUCCUUUCCCCGAUGGCCUCUUGCAUUGCAAGAGUUUGCGGCAGCUCGAUUUAUCGUCAAACCAGUUCGUUGGAAGGCUGCCCAGUAAUUCUUUCAGCGGUCCCUUGCCCGAGGGCCUUUUCCUUUGCAAGCUUUUGCGGCAGCUUGAUUUAAAGAGCAACAAAUUUUCUGGAACGCUGCCCAUUUCUAUCUACGAAUUGAGCGACUUAAGAGAGCUGUACCUGGCAGGCUGCCCAGUCGUAUCUCCGAAUUGA
Messenger RNA from Cryptomeria japonica (Japanese cedar), 570 nucleotides. Its product is annotated as receptor-like protein 52. Gene Ontology annotation, molecular function: protein binding. The transcript has 3 exons. The record is from RefSeq and is a predicted model, not a curated record. The coding region runs from base 1 to 570 and encodes 189 amino acids. NCBI's taxonomy places the organism in Eukaryota, Viridiplantae, Streptophyta, Pinopsida, Cupressales, Cupressaceae.